AACAAAGCCUCCUCCAUAUAACCCCUUCGUCUGCAAAAUAAGUUUCAGUCGGAAAAUUUCCUUCACAAAAUAUACUCUUUUUCGCGUUUUUUUAUCAGCCGAAGAGAUGGUGCUCAUGAAGAUAACCCGCUCUGCCCCUCGCUUGCUGCGCUUGAGCCGCAGCUCUGCCCAUCGAGCCAGCCACCUCCCUCUGGCCCCUGCAUGCUCGCGCUGUGUCCAUAGGGGUCCCUUUGGAGGAAAUGACCCCUUUUCGAGGAUGGAGGAGUUUAUGAGGGACAUGGAGAAGAAGUUCAGGAGGGACAUCGAGGACACUUUCAGCACUAUUACGAAAGAGGUGCCGCAGGGCCUGAUCCCCCGCGUGUGGGAUAUGGCCCCCCGCCCCAGGUUCGGAGACGUGAAAAACUUGUCCACACCCGAGACGUACAAGCUUGCCUUCUACUUCAAGAAUGCCAAUCCGGAAGAUGUGACAGUGUCGUUGAAGGACCACACCCUGACAGUAUCAGCCAAGAUCGAGGAAACGACCGAGUUCUCCCGAUCUUCAAAGAAUUUCACUACAGAGUAUGACCUACCCGAGGGCCUAAAUCUCGAAGCACUAGAGUCAAGUUUGUCGGACGAUGGCGUAUUAACCAUCGAGGCUCCACAAUUAGUGCAAGAAGAAGCAAAAGGUCCCAAGACCAUUCCUAUUCAAAGGGAAUGAUCUGUACUGUAAAUAUUAUCAUGGAUGUAUAGUUUUGAAAAAAAAUGGAAAAUGUGAAAUAGUUGUUUUAAAUCAUGCCUAGAAAUGGGAUUUGUUAUAUAUGUUAAUAUACAUGUAGGAAAAAAUAUACUGUAGUAGAUGGCUAUAUAUAGACAUUACAAUAUAUUUCUGUUAAAUGAUUAAAUCAUUUAUAUUCUAGAAAAUUUAAUAUAAUUACUAUUACAUUAUCAUGUAAUUUUUUUUUUAUAUCAUAUGGCUGUGUUUUAUCUUCAUAACUUGAUUAUAUUUUUUGAAA
Penaeus indicus is the source of this 992-nucleotide messenger RNA. RefSeq names its product body wall muscle protein HR-29-like. The record is from RefSeq and is a predicted model, not a curated record. The transcript is spliced from 4 exons. Lineage: Eukaryota; Metazoa; Arthropoda; Malacostraca; Decapoda; Penaeidae. Bases 107 to 697 code for a protein of 196 amino acids. Gene Ontology annotation, cellular component: nucleus; cytoplasm. Gene Ontology annotation, biological process: protein refolding; response to heat.